AUGGCCGUGUGGGGCGGCGGGGCGGCCCGAGCGCUCACCCGCGCCCUGCGGCGCCGGCGGGCCGCGGCCGCGCUGCCGGGGGCUGCAGGCGAUGACCAUGCUGAUCUGUCUUUUCAGACAGGUCUGAGAGAUAUCCUUCAGAACUACAACAGGAAAAGACAACUGAAAUUUGGUAGUACCUUGCCUGUCUCUCUGACUGAAAUGAAAAGCAACAUAUUCACUGUGAAGAGACCUUUCAGCACUUCACACUCAUCAGUGGAUUCAAAGGAAAUGAAAAAAUUCCAGCUCCUUGCACAUAAGUGGUGGGAUGAAGAAGGAGAAUAUGCAGCCCUUCAUUCUAUGAAUGAUAUUAGAGUGCCAUUUAUUAGAGAUACUCUGUUGAGCAUGAGUGGUAAUUAUCAUCUGGGAAAUCCACUUUCAGGAGUCAAGAUUCUUGAUGUGGGCUGUGGAGGAGGACUGCUGAGUGAGCCUUUAGGUAGACUGGGAGCUUCAGUUACUGGAAUUGAUCCUGUGGAGGACAACAUUAGAACAGCAGAUCAGCACAAGUCAUUUGAUCCAGUCCUGGCUGAGAGAAUACAGUACAAGUCCAGUUCACUGGAGGAGAUUGUGGAAGAGUCUAUGGAAACCUUUGAUGUAAUUGUAGCUUCUGAAGUAGUGGAGCAUGUGGCUGACCUUGAAAUGUUUAUCAAGUGUUGCUCUCAGGUGUUAAAGCCUGAAGGUUCUUUAUUCAUUACGACAAUCAAUAAAACGCAAUUGUCCUAUGUCCUGGGAAUUGUGGUUGCAGAAAAAAUAAUGGGGAUUGUACCAGAAGGAACACAUGAAUGGGAGAAAUUUGUUCCCCCUGAAGAGCUGGAGCGUCUCCUGGAAUCAACUGGCUUUUCCGUGAGGAGCGUGCAGGGGAUGCUGUACAAUCCGCUCUCGGGCUCCUGGAGCUGGGUGCAGAGCACGAGCCUGAACUACGCGCUGCACGCCGUCAGGGCCGGGGCUGCCCCACAGCCACACGCCUCAGACACCCUGCCUCAGACAGAUGUUCAACAGAGCUCAGGCACAGCUGGCACAGCUGGCACUGUCCCAGACAGCACUGUCUGACUGUGUGCUGAUGGACUGUCACAGAACAGAAAGUGAGCUUUUACUCAGAUGGACACAAUAAAACCUUUGCCAACAACAAGCGUCCUGUUUGCAUCAAUAAUACACGUGC
Melozone crissalis (California towhee) is the source of this 1198-nucleotide messenger RNA. It is a transcript of the gene COQ3, whose product is annotated as coenzyme Q3, methyltransferase. Gene Ontology annotation, biological process: ubiquinone biosynthetic process. Lineage: Eukaryota; Metazoa; Chordata; Aves; Passeriformes; Passerellidae. Gene Ontology annotation, molecular function: 2-methoxy-6-polyprenyl-1,4-benzoquinol methyltransferase activity. Bases 1 to 1089 code for a protein of 362 amino acids. The record is from RefSeq and is a predicted model, not a curated record. The transcript has 7 exons.